Molecule: messenger RNA, 1153 nt
Organism: Adelges cooleyi (spruce gall adelgid)
Lineage: Eukaryota; Metazoa; Arthropoda; Insecta; Hemiptera; Adelgidae
Gene: mRpS2
Product: 28S ribosomal protein S2, mitochondrial
Exons: 4
Coding region: 323-1105 (260 amino acids)
Biological process (GO): translation
Cellular component (GO): mitochondrial small ribosomal subunit; ribosome
Molecular function (GO): structural constituent of ribosome
Source: RefSeq, a predicted model, not a curated record
UUAUCCACUAAUCCACCUUGCUCCAUAGAUAAGUAUACUGUGCCCUGCACAUUACAGUUCUGUCACAUGUUCUAUGGUUCUGUUCUGUAAAUAAAUUAUACUUGGUAGCCCAGUAUCCACUAUCCACUACUCCACAGCCAUAGUCAUUGGUCUGCGCCCUGUGGUUAUUUAAAAAACGAUAAUUAAGUUGUGUUUUAAAAAAUGUUCUUGUUUUCGACCUAAUUUAUUUUUUAAAUUCAUUGUUGUUUUUUAUAUAUUUUUAUACAAUAUAUUUGUAUUUCUUAAAUCCAUCUUUGUACGAGUUAAAUAGCUGAUUAUAAAAAUGACUACUGGUUAUUGCAAGCAAAUGUUUAGAAGAAAUCUACCUCUGUAUCUUAAAAGUAGAAUUUGUGCACCAUCUUUAUCAACAGUAGCAAAACCUCAAAUUGAAGAUAAUAUUCAACCCAUCGAUCAAGAACUAAAAAUAAAACUAACGGAUCCAGAUGCUUUUGGUAUUAAAAAUAUGGUAACAAUAAAAGACCUUUUUGAAGCUGGAGUUCAUUAUGGUCACACAGAAGGAACAUUAGAUGACCGAAUGAUACGGUACGUUUAUGGCAAUAGAUUAGGACAUCUUAUUAUAGAUUUGAAUCAAACAAAACCUUUAUUACAACAAGCUCUUAAUGUUGCUGCUCAUAUAUCAUACCGUGGUGGAGUUAUUUUAUUUUUAUGCCAGUCACCUUUAAACUGUUUAACUGUCGAGAAUUGUGCAAAAGAUUGUGGCGAGUUUGCACAUACUAGAUACUGGCGUAGUGGCAUGUUUACAAAUUCCUCAAGAAUUUUUAAAGCAGAAACAAGACUGCCAGAUCUUUGUGUAGUACUAAACACAUUAAGUAGUACUUCUAAAGGAAAUGAUGGACAGCAUAAUGUACUUUCUGAUGCUGCUAAAAUGUUGAUUCCAACUAUUGCUAUUGUAGACACUGAUGCUAAUCCUAACAUAGUAACAUAUCCAGUACCUGGAAAUGAUGACACACCAAGCGCAAUACAAUUGUAUUGUAAUUUAUUUAAAAAUGUAAUACUAAAGGCUAAAGCAAUCAGAAAAGAAGUACUGAAUUCCAAAAAUACUUAAUUUUAGUUAUUUUUGUAUAGUAUAAAAUAAAUAUAACAUGUAAUUAAU